Molecule: messenger RNA, 579 nt
Organism: Suillus subalutaceus
Lineage: Eukaryota; Fungi; Basidiomycota; Agaricomycetes; Boletales; Suillaceae
Exons: 1
Source: RefSeq, a predicted model, not a curated record
GUAUUUCACGCCAACAAGGAUAUUCUGCACGAACUUGAUGUUCAUGAACAUUUUAAUAUUCCUAAACUACACCAACUCUCGCACUAUGUCCAAUCAAUCUCGUUGUAUGGUACCACUGACGGUUUCAACACAGAACUUCCGGAACGCCUCUAUAUCGACUUCGCUAAGGAAGCCUAUCGGGCUAGCAACAAGCAGGAUUACGAGGAACAAAUGGCUCUGUGGCUUCAACGCCAGGAAGCCGUGUUCUUGCACAAUUCCUAUCUCGAAUGGCUGUCUGUGCAGUCUCAGUCAGCCACCAUAGCUGGUCAUGCUGACCAUGAUGACAACAUUGAUUCAGGCUCGGAUUCCGAGAUGGAAGACUUGCAAUUUGAGUCUCGCGCUGCCCCCACCAAAGCACCUCCUGUCAUUGGGCAAUGUGUACUCCAUGUUCUCGCCAAGGCUCCUGCGCACCCUCGGACAUCUGUUCAGCAGCUCAUCACUGCACAUGGUGCAGUCUCAUUUCUCCCAGCCCUCAAACUCUUCUUACACAAGCAUAUGCCACAAAAUCGCAUUGUCCCUGGUCCACAAGAUCAGUUUUGA